AUGUCUCGCACCUUCAACGCCAUCUCUCCGGCCGCCAACAUUGCUCAAAAGUACGGCGUCGACUUACUUAGCCCAGCGCACAAAGCUCCUCUCCAGUCACUCCUAACCAAACUGUACCGCAAACCUGUCGAACUGAACCUCAUCAAAAUCCGCCGUCCGCAGCUCGAAUCCGAUGUUCUAGCAUCAUACGUGGCCCAACGUCUCGGUGACCGUGUCCUUCAACCACGCAGAGUAAUCCGGGAUGCAGCAUGGAAAGCGCAGCUUCCUUCCGCUCGCGUGGUGACGGAGCUGCAACAAGCCAAAGCUCAACGAGGCAAGACUGUUAGUAGCACCGAGGUGGAGAAGAGCUCGUCUUUUGGCCCGCUCCGGACGCAGACGAAGAGUAUCAUACGCGGCCUGAAUCUAAGUCAAGUGAGCAGUAUCGCGGUGCAUGCGGCAGGACGUCUGUCGAAGCGUAUCACAGCCAACAGGGCGCAGAAGAAGAUGGCGAGACGGGGUGCAAACACCAAGGGAGCCGGGUAUAUGAUGAGAGGGUUCCAGAAGUCGCAUACGACGGUGGGCAAUGCAACUGGAAAGAGACGUAUCGGUGUUUAUGGUGUGAGGGUGGAUGUUGGGCAUACUUGA
Molecule: messenger RNA, 624 nt
Organism: Baudoinia panamericana UAMH 10762
Lineage: Eukaryota; Fungi; Ascomycota; Dothideomycetes; Mycosphaerellales; Teratosphaeriaceae
Exons: 1
Coding region: 1-624 (207 amino acids)
Biological process (GO): translation
Molecular function (GO): structural constituent of ribosome
Source: RefSeq, a predicted model, not a curated record